This is a messenger RNA of Colletotrichum higginsianum IMI 349063, 1443 nucleotides long. RefSeq lists its product as uncharacterized. Lineage: Eukaryota; Fungi; Ascomycota; Sordariomycetes; Glomerellales; Glomerellaceae. The record is from RefSeq and is a predicted model, not a curated record. Bases 1 to 1443 code for a protein of 480 amino acids. The transcript is spliced from 2 exons.
AUGGCUCUCAAGAGUCGCAUCUCGUCACCACUGGAGGCCGGCACCUCCAUCCUCGACGUCCAGAACCUGCCGCCCCAUCUUAAUGAAGCUUUGGAAUACGCUUCCAAGCGUCUCGCCAGGAAGUCUCUCCACGUCACCCUCGUCGUCGCUCGGCGCGAGUACCAGCUUCCCACCCUCCUCCCGCCCUCAUCUUCCUCUUCCUCCUCUUCAGUUUACUCUUCGUCUUCGGUCAUGUCCUCGCCCACAAUGUCGCCGCCAGCCUCAGCCUCCAGCAGCUCCUCUUCCUCGUCCUCCCGCUUCAACUUCAAGAAGCUGGUCAGGUCAAACACGGGCUCCAGCAUCUCCUCCAUGUCCUCCAUCUCCUCGGCCGGCAGCGAUGCCACGGCCGCUGCCCCCGAUACUCUCGUCUUCACGCCCUCAUUCCUCAUGGACAUCAACGGCCCGAGGCUGCGCUGGCCCCUGUCGCCGGGCAUUCCCCUCUCGCCGCCGCCCAUGACGCCCUCCACCGCCUCAUCCACCAUCACCGACGCCUCGGGCCCCAUGUCGCCCAACCCUUUUGGCAUCCGCCUUGUCCACGCGGACCUGCUCACCGACAAGCAGGAGAGGACACUGCGCCAAACCAUUGAGCGUGCCGAGAAGAAGUUCCGCAUCGGAACCGAAUGGCUUCCCCCCGUCGUCGAUGGCUCCGCAUGUGGCCUGACGAGCAACCUCAUCCGCCGCUCCAUCGUGCAGAACGAGGUCCUCUUCGCCUCCGAGGGCCUCACCCUCGUCUCCCUAGACCGCCUCUACACCUUCAAGGCAGCGCUCUCAAGCUAUUCCCGCACCGGCGCCCCGCUCCGCCUUGAAGACGCCGUCGACGAGCUCCGCAGACUUGUCCUCUCGCGCGCCAGCCGGAAAGUCUCCAAGUCAGACCUGCUCCGCUCCUAUGACUGGCUCAGCGUCACGGACGCCGCCCUCGCCGACGUCGACAAGAUGUACCGCCGAGCCUAUGGCGGGCCCGACCGCGUCGGCGCUAUCGAAGGCGUCGGGUCCGCGGCGCAGGUGGAGAGAACCGUGAGGGAGCUCGAGAGGGAGCUCAACGAGACCUUGGCCGCCGCCGUCGACACCAUCCGCAUCGCCAAGCCGCCCUCGCCCAAGGGCCCCACACUGAAGCUGCAGACAAACUUCGAUACCAAGCCCCAGCCGCCGCCGCGGGAGGUCCAGGGGGAGGACGUCUCCGAGGACGACGAGGACCUUACGGCUCGGCCGGAGCGCCAGCCGCCCGUGUCAAUCUGGAGCCCCGUCUCCAUCGCCGAGGUCCUGCACGACGACAGGCAGCAAACGGGCCCGAUGACACCCAACGGGUACGAUGACAUCUCUCCCAUCACCCGCGGCGAGUGGGGGUUCCUCAUGGGACCCAGCAAGGUCGGAGGCGGCCGCACUGCGCCGGUCAUGACUUGCUGA